Meloidogyne enterolobii is the source of this 1114-nucleotide messenger RNA. The record is from the annotation of a GenBank genome assembly. NCBI's taxonomy places the organism in Eukaryota, Metazoa, Nematoda, Chromadorea, Rhabditida, Meloidogynidae.
AUGGAAACCAGUGAGGAAAAAAAUUUGUUUUAUUUUGUGAAAGAUCCUCAACGUAAAUAUCUCGAAUUUGUCAAGGUUGACCUGACUGACAAAAUCAAAGAGAAGGAAAAAAUGAUAAAUGAGAUAAAAAAGCUAAAACCGCAAAAAUCUAAAACCAUAAUGAAUGAAAUGAUAAAGUUAAUGCCUAAUACAUCUCACAAAGGGGACGAAUUUAAGGCAUUGAAAGCCAAAAUUAAAGCGUUAGAAGCGAAGACAAAAAAAUUGGAUUUGUAUAUUGAGAUUUAUCAACAUAUGAAUAUUAUAGUUGAUGAAAUAUACAACAAUAUUAACCAAAUUUAUUUUGAAGGAGGUCAAGCGCAGAAAAACUUCAACAAUUUAUAUAUACUUGAACCUUAUACCGAAUAUCACCUUUACAAAGAGUUUAAUCUUGUAAUCAGCUAUAUGUAUGCUAAGCUGACAAAGAUAAAUGAUUGGGAAAAAGAGCCAAAACUUCUGACAGAAAUUGUAGUUUUGCGCGAGCUUAUUACUGGGUACACAAACGUUUUGGGAAUUCAAGAGACUGAAUUAAAGGCAAGAUUGGCAAAAGAAGACAAGAAACAUUCCAAUGACUCAGCGAAAAAGGAGAAGGGUUUAAUUGAAAGCGAGGAUGAUCAAAAUGAAGUUUACGUACAAGACAAAAUUACCGAGUUAAAAUAUGAAACAAAAAGUUAUCUGUCCAACAUUUUGCUUGCUUAUGAACAAAUUUACGAUAUUAUUAUCAAAAACAGAAAUGGUAAAAGCAUCAAACAUCAUACUAAUGUAAAAAAGGAGCUUCUCAAAACAUUGAAGGAAGCAAAUGCUCUAAAAUCUGAGUUGAUAAAGAGUUUUGCUUCAGAAAUUUUAACUUAUUAUCAAAAUGAAUGAAGCGCAGAUGACAAGCAUCACAAGAAUCGAAAUGAAGGUUUCUGAAAAAUUCGUGUACAUAUUUAUGUAAAUAUACUCCAUUAUGAAGAUACCGUUUUAUACCUCCACACUACUCCUUUUACAUUUUACACCCUUCUUUUUUCUGAUUAACCAAAAGACCGCAAGUGUUAUUUAUCCAAACCUAACAAACUGUAAGAACAACCUAAAGUUU